Molecule: messenger RNA, 1736 nt
Organism: Cladocopium goreaui
Lineage: Eukaryota; Dinophyceae; Suessiales; Symbiodiniaceae
Source: the annotation of a GenBank genome assembly
CUUUUUUCCGGCCUUUUUGGUGUGGCACCAGCACCGAAGUCAUCACUCAUGGCGUUGGUUGCAAAUGCUGGGCCCCUGCACUGGAACCGUGCCAGUGCCCUUGCUUCUGCAGCUGUGACCAGCGUUCUGGGGCUGAUCACCGUUUGGUACUUGCGGAGGCAGUGCACGCUUUUGCUUCCAGUCAAACGGCGCUGCACAGACAAAGAGGUAUUGGCCGAGGCUGAGGAGGUUCGCAGAAGGUACUGCCUCAGCGAGGCCGGUGGCUUCUUGCCAAACGAUUGCCUGGAUCGUUUGCCCGCGGAAUUUGAUGCAUGGGAGGCGAUUGCUUCUGACUUACCACGUUUGAAUGCCUCAAAGGCUUUGGCUGCACGGGUGGAGGCCCUGCCGGUCCUGAAGUUGGGGCACCACCGGUCUAAGGAGGUGCUUCAAAGGGCCUACGUCUUGCUGGGCUCGCUGGUGCACUCCUAUGUACACCGUCACGAGGUGCCAUGGCAUUGCUUGGAAGCAGGUGCAGUGGCAGAGACCGAUGGGAGGCCAGGAAUCGAGAAAGUGCCGAAAGCCCUUGCGGAGCCGUGGCUGGAAGUCUGUCAGCUGCUGCGCGCACCGCCGGUUUUAACCGCUGCUGCCACGGAUCUGUGGAAUUGGCGGAAGAAGGAUGCAGCGUUGGGGUUCGAUCCAGGCAACCUGGAGCAACGCAUCUCCCUGACCGGCACAAGCUCCGAACGGGUUUUCCACAUGGUGCCUUGUGCGAUGCAAGCGGCUGCCAGCGAGGUGGUGCCCAAGAUCUUUCUGGCGGACCGCUUGAUCGUUGGCAAACGUCAGGAGGAACUUGCCUUGCUGCUAUUGGAGGUGGCGGAUGUUCUCGGCAGCUUCAAAAACAUUUUCGCUCAGAUUCCCAAGGGUGUCGACCCAGAUGUGUUCUAUGACAUCUACCGUCCACUGCCGCUGGGGCCAUCCAUGGCGUUUGCCAUGGUGUUCUAUGCGUUUGCCAUGCGUUUGACCCCCAAAAAGCCGCAGACCUCCGCAGCACCCCGUGGCUCGGAGCGGAGAGCAGCUCCGUGCCGCGUGGCCCAACGUCAUGGCGGAGCUCUGUCGACUCAAAGUGCUGGAAGUGUGAAGAGUUAUGGAGUUCUGGGCCGCAGCAACAAAGAAAAAAAAGCAGAUCCUCCUGAUGAGGCGACCGUCUUGGUGGAUCCGGCUGGGCUGCACCACAUCCGCGGGGGUCCCUUUGGUGCUGCUGGCGCUGCAGGGGCCAACUACCAGUGGCUGGAAAUCAGCGAAGCUGAGGCCUUUCCAGAAGAUGUUCAGGAGGCAAUCACGACGGAAUGCCAGGCAAAAUACCAUGCCUAUGCAGAUGGCAAAAAGAAGUGCAUCCAUGUUGUUGGGCCGGACUUCCGCGAUAGCUUUGAUGACCCGCCAGCCACUGAGAUCACUGAGAUCACUGAGGGUGAACAUCUACAAAGCUGUGAUGUUAAAAACAAAGAACAGCCAAGGAAAACUAUGAAAAACUGUACCAGAACUGUUGUGAUGGGGCAUGAUGGGGCCAUUCCUGAUAGGAUUUGUUGUUUUCCUAAGGAUUUGCCGUAGAGCUUUCCAGGGUUUUGAAGCUACCAAGUUCUGGUGUCCUUGCCACCAAAAAUGUCACGAUUAGUGCAUCGUGUCCCUGAUCCAUCCUUCAUGGCUUUUGUUCGUCAGGAAGUGGCAAAACCUUGUGUCAUGAGACACCCAGCGACCGG